AUGAAUUUUGAUCAAGUGGACAUCAACAAGACUGCAAAAGUGCCACUAUCAAGUGGCUUUGGUCCGAUUGAUUGUGAGGGAGGCAAAGUCUUUGGAUUUAAAGUGCACGAAUUUCACUUGGCAGCAUCCAAAGGCACGCCUUACCGCCCAAUGCCAAUUACUGUUAGCACCAGUGAGAUCUUCAAAGCGGUUACCCUACAGAAAACCUUACCGCUGCGGUUGGCCUCGGGAUAUAAGCGUCUGUCAUUACUUCCUCGAACUCCCAAAGACUCCAGCAAAAUAAUGACUCUGUGCGACAAGAGUUUGACCAACACCACCGCAACUCAAGCGAGGCAUGCCGGUACCAUCAACUCACCGAAUUUCACUGUCGACGAAGAAAUCAUAUCUUUGGCGGGAAAAGCCUGA
Opisthorchis viverrini is the source of this 405-nucleotide messenger RNA. RefSeq lists its product as hypothetical. The coding region runs from base 1 to 405 and encodes 134 amino acids. The transcript is spliced from 2 exons. NCBI's taxonomy places the organism in Eukaryota, Metazoa, Platyhelminthes, Trematoda, Opisthorchiida, Opisthorchiidae. The record is from RefSeq and is a predicted model, not a curated record.